AUGGCUAAAAAAUAUUUGAAUAAUGAUGAUAAUGGUUCACAACAUAACCAACGUUUUUUCGACAUUGCUGGAGAACCUUGUGAAAUGUUAUUACCUAUCCAAGGUUAUGAGAAAAGGCCUGUUGUAUCACUCGAAGACGCAGUUGAACCAUUAGUUCAAUUUGUGCCUGAUAUCAAGCGAAUGGCAUACGUAGCUAAAAUGAAAUGUCGCAAUCCACCUGCUGAUUAUCUUUCAAAAGAUGAAUCAGCUUCAAUCAUACUUUAUUCGCUACAAUGGGAACCAUACGAAGAGAGCUUUUAUUAUGUCUUAAACGCAACUCUUCGUGCUGAAAAUCGAAAAAAAUUAGUUCCGUGGUUUCUUUACUUAAAACUGGUUCUUACAGCUUUAUCAAAACUUCCACCAUUACAACGUACUGUUUAUCGAGGAGUCAAAGGUGAUAUGCGCAAAUAUUAUACAAAAGGAGAAACAGUUUUUUGGUGGGGAUUUAGUUCUUGCACGACAACUAUGGAUGUUUUGGAAAAUGACCAGUUCUUAGGUGCGACAGGUAUAAGAACUUUUUUUGCCAUCGAAUGCAUGAAUGGGAAAGAUAUUCAACAACAUUCACAAUAUAAAAGUGAAGACGAAAUUCUUCUUCCACCUGGUCGACAAUUUAAAGUUGUUUCAUGUCUUAAUCAAUCCGGUGGUCUUUAUAUGAUACAACUUAGAGAAACUGAACCACCAUAUCCUCUUCUUGAGCCUGUAUCAAAAAAUGUUCCAAAAAUAUCGAAAGCUGCUACAGCCACUCCCUCACCAAUUAUUGCAUCGAUGGGGAGGUACAGUAGUUGCUUUUAA
Messenger RNA from Adineta steineri, 831 nucleotides. The record is from the annotation of a GenBank genome assembly. NCBI's taxonomy places the organism in Eukaryota, Metazoa, Rotifera, Eurotatoria, Adinetida, Adinetidae.